Hypoxylon trugodes is the source of this 2477-nucleotide messenger RNA. RefSeq lists its product as uncharacterized. The transcript is spliced from 5 exons. NCBI's taxonomy places the organism in Eukaryota, Fungi, Ascomycota, Sordariomycetes, Xylariales, Hypoxylaceae. The coding region runs from base 314 to 1759 and encodes 481 amino acids. The record is from RefSeq and is a predicted model, not a curated record.
AAAAAAACCCACUGCAUCAUUUUCUCAAUCCGUCUCACUUCCUCUCCCCCCACAACAAAACAAACCUACUCAACUCACUUAUUGUUACCUAGAACAACUCUACUUACGACCUUUUCGUACCUUAAAGAAUAUUAUUCAACUAUUACUCUCACAUUUCUCUUCCAUACUGACGUUUCUCUCCUAUAACAAGAGAACUUUGACCCAGUCGGCGAUCUGAGCAAACGAGCUCCCGAGUAAAAAAAUAAAAAAAGAACCCACUUCCUCACCCACCAACCAGAUUCGCUGAGCACACGACCAAACCAUACUUCUCAUCAUGCCUUCUACCGCUGUGCAGAACCCUCCCGUCCAGACGGAAUCUAAGUCUGCAAAGAAGAAGAAGGCCAAGGCCGAACGAACCGAGUCUCCUGCGCCCUCUGCCCUGUCUGUUGCCGACAAGCCUGCUUCUGUUGCCGGUCAAGAAGGUCAGGAAGAGAGCUCCGAGAGCCCUUAUAUCCGCGAACUUCAGAAGAAUAUUCGCAACAUCAACAAGAAGAUCGCCAACGCCUCCAAGACCGACGCUCUAAUCGACCAACACAAAGACAAGUCUCUUGACGAGCUUGUCAAUGCUAAGAUCAUCAACGCCGACCAACGCGCCCAGCGCCUUAAGAAGCCCCACCUAGAAUCCCAGCUUGCCCAAAUCGAGGAGCAGCUCGCCCAAUACAAGAAGGUCGACGAAGAGUACCGAACUCGCGCUGCUACCGAGAAAGCUACUUUGGAAAAGACUCUUACCGAGAAGUACGAGAAGGAGAAAGCAGAUGCGAUUCGUGAGCUUAAGGAGCAAGCCGCCGCCGAUGCCAAGAAAAUCCAGCACGAUAGCUUACUGACCUUGUCGCAAUUCCUUCGACUAGCUGCGGCUCGAAGAACAGAAGAACAUGAUCCUGGUCUAGACGAGAAUAUGGCCUUGGAGGGUGUUCUUCUGAACGUUUACUCUGGUGAUGAGAAUGCUGUCUCUACCAUGAUCAAGCUUAUUGACGGAUCAGAGGAGAAGACGGUCAGCGUCUCCGGAGAGGAACUCCAAACUACUUUUGACCAAGUCAGGGUAGCAUCUGCGGCCCACGUGAGCCUGUAUGCUGCAGGUGAGGAUGCUCUCGAGUCCACCGAGACGUCUGUCGAGACUACGACAGUCAACGGAACCGACCCUACCGUCGCUCACGCUGGUCUUACCGAGAUUGAUACCACUGGUGCUACUGCUCAGUUGACUAAUGGCCAUACCGAAUCCACACCGGUGUCAGGUGCUCCCGAGAAUUCUGGUGUCACCGAUAGCGCUGCCAACGCUGCGGCUGAGUCUCAGUGGGACGCUAGCAACGACUUGAGUGCCUCUAAUUCCCAGGAGGACUGGGUUAAGAUCCCGCGAAACCCUGCGGAAACCGAGAAUGGUCUUACAGCUACCCCAGCCGCCAACGGCAAUACUCAGUCCUGGGCUGAUGACCAGCCUGAGAACCCUCCUGAGACCCAGACCCAGCCCCAGUCUCAAUCUCAGACCCAAGCUCAGACUACUACCCGUACCCCCACAGAGGCGAACGACGGAUUCCACCAGGUUCAGCGUAACCGACCCCGUGGCGACCGUGAAGGUGGAUGGAGAGGUGGUCGUGGACGAGGUGACUACCGAGGUGGCUACCGAGGACACGGACAUGGUGAAGGACGUGGACGUGGCCGAGGUGGUCGAGGCCGUGGUGGUGCAGGAAACCGUGGCGGACGACCUCGCACUGAGGAAUCGUAGAGGAUUCGAUCCCGUGCCUCUAUCCGUCGAUCUUUUUGUCGCAUUUCUCGGGAUCGACUUUUGGCUCAACAGCCUUGGCGCUGAUCUGCCUUGUUUACUUAAUCCCCACUGGAACUUAGACCCUUCUCGUCUGGUUACAUAAGGGAGAAAGAUGACGGUAUGACGGCACUAUCAGGAUGUCGGGCGUGCCUGCGCGCACGUGUGUAUUCACGAGAGGGGUUUGUAAACCAAAGCAAAAAAAGGCAUUUUGGCGGGUUUGCGUUGACAUGCAUUCGGAUUAGCCUUUUUCUAUCGGUUUUGAUUUUGUUUCUUCACUUUUUUUCUUCUGGACGGCAGGGGAAUGAGGGUUUGCGGCCAUCACGAACUAGGCGUCGGCAUAUUUUUUAUUUUCUCACUCUUCGUCUCUUGCAAAAGGCAGGCGGGUAGAGAGAGCUUGCUUUUGGUAGGAGGGGAAAAUAAAAGGGACGGACGGAUGGAUUCCAGGUUUUUUGCCUCCCUUGUCUGUACAUCAAAACCACAACACUAAAAGUCGUAGCAUUUACGAAACGCGUGCACAAAAAGUCGGCUUAGGGUAAAUCGGUAAUGACAAUGAGAAUCAUGAGGAUAUGACGCGCGAAUGUGUGUUUUAUGGUGUUUAUGUGAUGUUGUAUAUGUGAUUAUGAAUAUGAAGUUUGGGUAUUGUAGAUAUAUGUCUGCUUUAUAUACUUAUAUACCUAGA